AUGUCGAGGCUGCCGUUGCCGUUGCUGCUGCUGCUGCUGCUGCUGCUGCUGCUGCUGCUAGGCGUGGUGGUGGCGGGAGCCGAGGGUGCUGUGGGAGAUCAAGGGUUGGUGGGCACGGAUCAGACCCGUGGUCAUGUGGGAUUCCGGUUGGAGGCACUGGGGUCAGAGCAGCGGAUGCGCUUUGAGGCGCGCGUGCCGCAGGAGCACCAGGAGCGAGUGUUUAAUCUAACGGCCUUUGGUGCCAUCGGGGAUGGUCGCCACAACAAUUCGCUGGCCAUGGCCGCCGCCUUGGAGGCCGUGCAGCAGUCGGGUGGGGGCACCAUCUACAUUCCUCCCGGAGACUUUUUGCUGGCCCCCUUUAACAUGACCAGCCACUUGGUCUUGUAUCUCGAAGCCGGUUCCAUCCUGCGCGCGACGGACCGGCUGGCAGACUGGCCCAUCAUCCCGCCCAUGCCCUCCUAUGGCCAGGGACGGGAUCAUCCCGGGCCUCGCCAUGCCUCGUUUUUGCAUGGCUUCAAUCUGACCGACGUGACAGUCACGGGCAACAACGGCACCAUCAACGCCACGGGUGAUAUUUGGUGGGCGCGGCACAACAAUGGCACAGAGGUCUAUACCCGGGGCCACUUGUACGAGGUCAUGUGGUCUCGUCAGCUGGAGGUGUCCCAUCUCACCUUGACACACAGUCCUUUCUGGACGGUGCACCCCGUCUACUCUCAGGACUUUCGCGCCAUAGAUCUGACCAUUCUCAACCCCCCCUACUCACCUAACACGGAUGGCGUGGACCCCGACUCCACCCGGGACGUCGUGAUUCGCGAUUGCUACUUUAGCACUGGCGAUGACUCGGUCGCCAUCAAAAGCGGCUGGGACGUCUACGGCUAUACGGUCAACAUCUCCUCCAACAACAUUACCAUUGAAAACUGUGUCUUCCACUCCCCCAACGCUGCGGGCAUCUGCCUCGGUUCAGAGAUGUCAGGAGGUAUAGCCAACGUGUUUGCCCGUAACAUCACCAUGACGGGGUGUUUGCAGGGCUUUCGCAUUAAAACGGGCAUGGGUCGCGGUGGCUAUGUUGUCAACGUCACAGUGGAGGACGUGGUUAUUGAGAACUCGAUACAGCUGGCUGUUGGCUACAAUGGCCAUUACGGUGGUCAUCCGGCGGGCUACAACCCCUUGGCCACGCCGCACGUGUACAAUAUCAGCCUGAUCAACGCGCGCGGAGGCAACAACACCCAGAUUGCUGAACUGGUGGGCUUGCCCAACAGCCAGUUCCGGGCCCUCCGGUUUCAGAACGUGCACAUUACGGGCAAGCAAGGUUGGACCUGUUCGGACAUUAGCGGCACGGCUCAAAACGUGACACCCGCCGCCUGUCCCAGUCUUGCGCCGAUGCCAACACCCUAG
Molecule: messenger RNA, 1395 nt
Organism: Monosiga brevicollis MX1
Lineage: Eukaryota; Choanoflagellata; Craspedida; Salpingoecidae
Exons: 5
Coding region: 1-1395 (464 amino acids)
Biological process (GO): carbohydrate metabolic process
Molecular function (GO): polygalacturonase activity
Source: RefSeq, a predicted model, not a curated record